AGGCCUGACAUUAUAAAUUCUUAGACCAUUCUGUACUACACGAAUGGUUGUAUUUUACUCGAUAAAGGAUCGAUGGCUAUUAAUUCCGACUCUCCAAGCAGCACCUGAAAGCGGCAUCCUCCUCGUCCCGGGUGAACGGCGUCACAGCCGCGAUGUGUCAUUUCGACGGAUAAAUUACCGACCGUCGAGUCCGUCCCGUCUCCCGUGCUGUUCCCACGCCAGGAUAAUGCCCGAGAGGAACCGUUAGCGGCGACCAUUUCUGCUCGUUUCCGCCGAUGAAAGCACCUGCUCAGUAAAACAGCCUCUCUCGGUUCGUAUUCAGGAUGGGGAUGGUCUCUCCGACGGGCAACAUGUCCCUCAUCUCGUUGACUUUGGCGCUGCUGGUCGUCGUCCUCUGCACUUUCCCGGUCAGCGGGAAUGAGGACUGUCUGUGGUACGUGGAUAAAAAUGGCACCUGGCACAAUGGCUUCGACUGCCCUCUCAUCACGUUCUGCUGUGGGAACUGCCACCGGCGCUACUGCUGCCUGGACGCCUUCAAGAUGAUCACGGAGCGGGAGCAGAAGCGCUGCAUGCUCUUCCAGUUCAGCCCCACCACCUUAGCUGGAAUCGCCUCCUCCAUCCUCCUGUUUGUGGCCAUCAUUGCAACUAUGGUCUGCUGCUUCAUGUGCUCCUGCUGUUACCUCUACCAGAGAAGGCAGCAGAGGGGCAGGACACCUUACGAUGCCCAGCAGAUCCCCAUGGCCAGCUACCCAGUGGAGCCCAUGUAUGAUGCUUACGGAAAACCGCUUGGACCCACCGAGUACCCACAUGCAGGUUAUCCAAUGGCGCCUCAGUAUCCUGGCAUGCCCCCACAGUACCCGAUGAUGCAGCCCGGUCCUUACCCACCACACCCGAUGGAUCCUGUGUACAGCCAGGCCCCACCGCCGUACUCUCCACCUCAGUAUCCCGGUCACUGAUGGGCUCAUCUUCACACACACACACACAGUGGGGAAACAACUGCAACUGAGAGAAAUGACUGUUACAAAAGGAGAAGGCAGCAACACUCUCUCACACACUCUCACACAUACACACACACACACACAUACAGUCAAAUAAACACUCAAAUGCUACAGCUUGACUAGCAGUGGUUUGCCUGUGAAAGAGAACAGGAGGCACUUUAAGUUUUUUUUUCUUUUUUUGUUUUGUCGUCGUUCAUUUACAGCGUCGUCCUACUUUCCCACUGUACUAAUGUAAAUCAGAUUCUGUCCCGCAACCUGACGCCUGACUGCCCUGGGCAGGUUUCACAGCAAGCGGCGCAUGAUCCUUAAAGCGACGAGGUAUCCGUGUCUCGACGCUGCGCUGCCACUUCUGCUCUGACACACUCACCUCGAUGACUAAAGAGAGGCCUCAUUACCUUACAGAGAAGCGAGCAGAAGGGAUGAUAAUGCACUCCCUCUUUAUUCGUGAAAGGGAAAAAUGCGUUGCUUCCUACCUUUUCUUAAAUCUGAAUAAACUGAUUACUGCCAGUGGCUACAUUCCAGGUUAUUUCUGUGAUUGAUCCACAUCCUCCAGUAAUGAUAACUUCCGUCUUUAUAUCUGUAUUUGAUGUUUCUUUCACCAAGUGGUAAAAGCUAAAAUGCGAAACAAUUUUGAAAUAAGGGAUGCAUGAUCAAUUAAGACGGUGAUAUGUUUGGUUCGUAGGCAGACGGCUUUUGGUUUUCUGGUACCACCAGUGUUGUGUACGAAGCCUUUCGUCACCCGUUAGUUUGAACUUUGUCUCGUCUUUUUUGUAUCUGACUUGAGUAAAUACUUCAAGGUAGUUUAUUAGUAACCACCUUUCUCAUGUACCAUCUCAGACUUCAGCAUGCUACCCAGUCAAAGUUACCUGUCCUCUUCUGCUUCUUUUUUGUGGUUUUAAAUAAAUUAGAGAUGAAUCUUACGAUUAAUCCCAUCAUACCGGGUAGGAUGACAGUGAAAUUAAUGUUAAAUGUUUAUUUCUUGUAACAUAUCAGAUCAGGGGAGCUGCAGGUGACGCUGCUUGAUUGAAAAACAAAUGUCCCGCCUUACAAUAAUUAACCGUGGAAAAGAAGAGAUUAACUAUUUACAUACCUAUUUUGUAAAUUUGUUCUUCCGCUAAAUAUUUUAUGAUAUUGUAACAAGUUCUUUUAAAACUGUGUAUUGCUAUUGUAACAUAAAAUACGAUGUUUUGGCAUCUUUCCAUUUAGUAUUUAUUAUUAUUGAGGUUACCUUUUACUGUGAAUGGGUUCUCACCUUCUGGACUAAGCUACAAAGCCAAAAAUGACUACUGUUGAAAAUUUUUGUUGACCACCUCAUGAUAAAGGAUUCGUGUGACAUUUUGGGAAAUAUGCGUUCUAGCAGAGAAGAUUGAUCAUUCUUUUACACGUGUGAUGGACCUAUGUUAGCACCAAUACAAAACAGAAAUAUAAAAGACUGAAUUUAAAAGUUUUAGCUGCAAAAUGUACCAAAAGUAACAGUCGUCAUUGUGCACAGUGGCUCAUUUUACAGUAAUAUAUAUAUAUAUAUUAUUCUACUAAAUUGUAAUUAUUGAUGCGCAAAUGUUCCAGCUGAUAAAAAUAAGCAUAAAUUAGAAUUCAUAUGGUGAUUAUUUUAUAUCAGUAAUGAAAAACUGCAACUUAACUAAUAACCUGUUAAUGUAAUGAAGCAAAAAGUAUGAUUUCCCCCUCACAUAAUGGCCCAGAAGUGCUAAGUAGCAAAAAAUGAAAUUAGUAAAGUAGUCACAAUUGCAUUUGCACCCAUUGGUCCACAGUUUUCUAACACUGUAAUUAUAAAUAUAUAGGUGCAACCAGGAGCCUGUUAGCCUUGCUUAGCAUUAAGAGCAGAAAGAGGAGAAAUGGCUCGUCUGGCACUCAUUAAAUGCAAACAUCCUACUAGAGCCGAGAAUUUGUUUUAAAAUGUGGAAGAGAAUGUUGUGCAGCUGCUUUAUCAAAAUACUGAGCUGGAGAGGAAACUUUGGUUGGGUUUAAGGAAGAGCCAGAUACUGUUAUCAUUGUUUAUGCUAAGCUAAGCUAAUGGCUCGAGUUUGAGUCCAAGGUUUGGGGUAGAUGCUUCUUCUGACCAUAACCUCAGUAGCAGAAAGCCGAUGGGUGGAUUUCCCAAAAUGUCAAACCAUUCUUUGAGAUGUUCCCUUACAGUUUGGGCUCUGGUGAGGUCAGAGCUGUGAGCUGUAAUGGUGGGUGUAGUUUAGCUUCCUGGACAGACAACAGCAGCCCUGAGCCCUUUGUAAGAGGUUUAUACUGUACGACAUGAUGUUGUGUUGUCUGUCUCCUAAGAGGUGAUUCCUGGGUGAUUCAGGUUUGGUGUAUUGAACAACUUCAAUGUCGAAUGAGGCGCAUAUUUAAAAAAGAAAACAUCUGAUCAGAGAAGCGCGGGCCUGAGACUUACUGCUGUGUCUUGUCUCACUUCUCAACCGUGCAAGAAAUCAGACGAGAACUAUAACCGCUACUCUACAGCGUAAAUGAUUCACUCCGACGGCGGCGUCCACAUGUACAGAUUUGCUGAGCCUUUGUAAAGCACAAGGAGAGCGCUGGGAUUUUCUUUGUACACAUGUAGUUUGACAUAACAUUUGCUUAAUGAUGUUUCUGUUCAUUUGUGCUUCUAAACCAACUCCAUGAGUGUGUUUUAAUGAAACUGACAUCAGGUGGCAAAAAUAAUGUGUCUAGAUAUGGCUUUUUGUCCGUUGUCAUAUGGAUCGUAUGACAUUGUAAUAUAAAGUGAGUGAAAAAAUUUUAUUUCUAUUAACAUAAAAUUUAACUUUGGAAUGUAAAACACAA
Molecule: messenger RNA, 3791 nt
Organism: Acanthochromis polyacanthus (spiny chromis)
Lineage: Eukaryota; Metazoa; Chordata; Actinopteri; Pomacentridae
Gene: shisa4
Product: shisa family member 4
Exons: 5
Coding region: 324-956 (210 amino acids)
Source: RefSeq, a predicted model, not a curated record